Molecule: messenger RNA, 3396 nt
Organism: Lucilia cuprina (Australian sheep blowfly)
Lineage: Eukaryota; Metazoa; Arthropoda; Insecta; Diptera; Calliphoridae
Gene: SLC5A11
Product: sodium-coupled monocarboxylate transporter 2
Exons: 12
Coding region: 552-2432 (626 amino acids)
Biological process (GO): transmembrane transport; sodium ion transport
Cellular component (GO): membrane
Molecular function (GO): symporter activity
Source: RefSeq, a predicted model, not a curated record
AAGUGGCUGGUAAACGGAAAAAACGGUAAAAAUUGUGAGUGUGUUUCACUAAAAAAAAUUUAUAUGUAAAUACUUUAUAAUUAAAAAAUAAAAAACAAAAGUGAAUCGAAUGAGUAACGGUACAAAAAAAUUAAGAAAUUUUCUACUCUACUCACCACCAACGUGUGUCGCGCUGUUUUGUUUUGUUUUUUUAAUAUUGGCUGAGAGUACGAAUUGUACAACUAUUAAAUACAUAUACCAGAUUAUUAUUAAAUAUACAAGAAAAAAACAAAACAAAUCACAAGAGAAAUUUCCCUCCCAAUCGCUCCCUUCUGUAAAUUGUUUCUAUAUGUGUAAUGCUCUCUUCCAUCAUAAAGCCGGUCUGUCAAAACAUUUAGUAGUGAAUCAAGUUGUUAUAGUUGUUGAUAUUUCAAAUUAACAUACAUAAAUCAAAACAACAAAAAAUAUAUACAUACAUUUAUCGUGGUUCGAAUCGAGUUUAACAACAACUGAAACAAUAACAAAAAAAUAAUAAUAACAAUAAAAUUAACAAUAACAACAAUCAGUAAAAGAUGAAGGAAUAUCAACAAUUUGAAAAGUUCCACUUUCAUUGGGCGGAUUACUUAGUAUUUAUAUCUAUGAUUCUUUUAUCAACCAGUACUGGUAUAUAUUAUGGAUAUUUCAGAAAAGAAAAAAUCGUCAAAGAAUUACAACAAGAAGAUGUUGACAAUAAAGAUAAGAUUAAAACCGAUUUCGGUUCAACAAAAAUGAGUGAAUAUCUAUUGGGUUCAAGAAAAUUAAAAAUAUUUCCAGUUGCAAUGAGUUUGGUCGGUAGUUAUGUUUCUGGUGUGACUAUUUUGGGAACCGUAUCGGAAAUCUAUAAUUUUGGCACCCAAUACUGGCUAAUAAUUGUGUCUAUAUUUUGUAUGUCAAUUGUUGUUUCCAAAGUUUAUUUACCAGUUUUUGCAGCACUACGUGUGGGAUCUUCAUAUGAGUAUUUAGAAGUGCGUUUCAGUUCCGCUGUACGCAGUAUUGCCUCAAUAAUGUUUGUAAUGGAUGAGAUGUUUUUCUUGCCAAUUAUUUUAUAUGUACCUGCGAUAGCAUUUAAUCAAGUAACCGGCAUUAAUAUUCACAUUAUAAGUAGUGUGAUCUGUGUAAUAUGUGUAUUUUAUACACUAAUUGGUGGUAUCAAAGCUGUGGUCCAUACUGAUGCUUGGCAAAUUUUGGUCAUGUUUUUAUCAGUUUUGGUUGUAGUUAUAUUUGGUACUGUAUAUGCUCAUGGCUUUGGUAAUGUCUUUCAAAGUGCCUCCGAAGGUGGCCGCUUAAUAUUUGCCAAUAUUAACCCAUCGCCCUAUGAUCGCCAGACGUUGUGGGGUGUUUUGAUUGGUGGCUUUUUCUAUUGGACUUCUUUUAAUUCGGUUAAUCAGACAAUGGUGCAACGUUAUAUGUCUUUGCCAUCCUUGAAAAAGGCUCAAUGUUCGAUAGUUAUUUUUACCAUUGGUAUUGUGCUUUUCAUAUCGGUGUGUUGUUUUGCCGGUUUAUUGGUGUAUAAUUUCUAUAAGGAUUGCGAUCCCUUGUCAUCCGGCUUAAUAACGCAUGAUGAUCAACUUUUACCCGUAUAUGUUAUGCAAACUGUGGGAAGUCUACAUGGCAUACCAGGUCUGUUCAUAGCCGGUGUCUUUGGUGCUGCUCUCAGCUCGCUUUCGGUAGUUUUGAAUUCAACAGCUUUGGUUAUUUUGGAAGAUAUUGUUAAAGGCUGCUUCCACUUGAAAUUAUCCGAAAAGGCUUCCUCUAUAUUGGUAAAGAGUUGUAUUAUUGUUCUUGGAGGUGUGGCUGUAUCACUUGUUUUUGUCUUAGAACAAUUAAGCGGUAUAUUAAGUGUGGCUACUUCGGUAACUGCUAUUGCUGCUGGCACUACUUGUGGUAUAUUCACAUUGGGCAUGUUAGUGCCAUGGAGUAAUAAUAAAGGUGCUUUGGCUGGUGCCUUGGCAGGUGCUUUAAUGUCUGGCUGGAUUUCAUUUGGUUCACAAAUUGCCUUUGCCCAGGGUCAGGUGACACCUGUAAAACUUCCAGUUUCCGUGUCGGAUUGUCCUAUUAGUGAUUAUCCAUUGUUCGGCAACAGUACUUCGAGUCCGGUAGAUGAAUCAGAUGUAUUUCCUUUAUAUCGCCUAUCAUUCCAUUGGAUUAAUCCUAUUGGUGUACUUACUACCGUUCUAGUGGGCACAAUAGUUUCAUUCUUAACAGGUCCAACUGUUGUGAAGAAAUUAGAUGCUGAUGUCAUAUCGCCAGUGAUUCACAGGUUUUUACCAAAAGAAUGUUUUCCACCAACUAGUACAGGCGAUGGCGAUAUAACAAGAGAAAAUACUGCGCAAACAUUAACCUAUCUUUUAAGCGAUGGCAGCAGCAAGAUAACUGAUCUGGACGGAAGUACAGACAAUAGUGAAAAAUAUUAAAGCGUAUAAUUAAAAAAACUAUUAGAAAUACCUUGCCAAAUUUAGGGUUAAAAGCUAAUUGUAAAUUGUGUGAAUAUAAUCAACAUGUUAAUAUAUUAUUGGCCACAUACAAAUUAAUUAUUAUACAACUAAGUAAUAGUAAUAACUAAUUAUAUAAACACAUGCUUGUAUACAAACAAAUUUCUUAUUUUGCUAAUUUUAUAAAGUGCAAUUGUACAGGUACAAUCAAAGUCUAUAAAUAGUACAUAAUUUAAAGCUUUUAUUUUUUCUAUUACCAAUCUUAUAUAGAUUAUAAAUUAUGCUGUUUAGUUAUAAAUUUGUUUAAUAAUUUAAGUAAUUUUUCAUGUUAAAUAUUAUUUAAGUUUUACACUAUAUUUUAAAAGAUUAGUUGAUAAAAGAAAUGGCGUUUACUUAAUAACAUUUAAGCUUAUUUUUAAUUGGAAAUUUGUUUCAUGAAUUGUUUAAUUGAAGCUUGCUAUUUUAUUAAUAAAUUGUAAUAAAAAUUAUAUAUUUCCUCUCCACAAAAUAUGUUUAAAGGAAGGCAGCUGCCUUUUUUUAAAUGUUCAAAAUUUAUAACUUUUUUAAUAAAAAGCAUUUAAUAGGAUAAUACAGGGAGUUAUCUUAACAGUAGUUACUGUCUUCUUAAGUAUAACAUAUGUUAUAUAAUUAUAAUUGACCUCAUUUCUGUAAAAGCAUAAAAAAACGCUUUUAAAGAAACUAAAAAUGUGUUAAACUGUUACUAUAAGUGCAAUAUUAGUUAUAAUAUUAGUAAAAUUUUAAUUUCAAAUUGUUCGUUCUUUUUUAUUCAUUUGAAUCACAGAACUACUUUGUGAAUUGAACAGUUUUUAAUUAUUUUCUUUUUUCUUAAAUUGUACUUAUUGUUUUAGUUAUAAUUAUUAAGUUAAUUUUUUAUUCUAAUUUUAUUGUUAAUUUCCUUUAAAUGUAAAUCCUUUAAAACAUAAAA